Messenger RNA from Penicillium manginii, 1614 nucleotides. RefSeq names its product putative serine--tRNA ligase DIA4. The record is from RefSeq and is a predicted model, not a curated record. Gene Ontology annotation, biological process: mitochondrial seryl-tRNA aminoacylation. The transcript has a single exon. The coding region runs from base 1 to 1614 and encodes 537 amino acids. Gene Ontology annotation, cellular component: mitochondrion. Gene Ontology annotation, molecular function: ATP binding; serine-tRNA ligase activity; tRNA binding. NCBI's taxonomy places the organism in Eukaryota, Fungi, Ascomycota, Eurotiomycetes, Eurotiales, Aspergillaceae.
AUGGCACCCUCCCCCUCCCCCUACACCUGCUUCAAUUGUAGGUUUGCUUUCCAAUAUACAAAGCGACUCUCACGACCGCGCACCUUCCCUGGAUCUCGCCAAGUCCAUCAGAUUCUCCGCCCAGCAACAGCCCCGAAGCCCACCCCAGACGUCAAAAACAUCCGCCAAAAUGCCGAGCUCCACGCCAGGAAUUGCGUAGAGCGAAACUACGUCGCUCAUUCCGAGUACCCCUCAAAGAUCCAAAGUUUGUCCGAAGAAGUCAGGCAACUCGACCACGACCUGAAGACGCCACGCUCCCGCAUCAAACAGCUCGAGAAGACAAUCGCGAAACUCUCAAUUGCAGCACGCCAGGGGGCCGGCAAGGAUGGGACCACAGGCAAUAAUGCGGAGGGAGAGAUUUUUACCCUCAAGUCAGAGGCACAGCGAUUAAAAGACGAAUCGCACGCAAUGACAGUGCGCAAGUCGACCUGCGACGAAGAAAUCAACCGCCUCGCCUUAUCCCUCCCGAACCUCUCGUCGACGGAAACGCCAAUCGGAGACAACCCUCGCCUAGUCGGUUACCUCAAUCUUGACCCGAGUACUCCACCCACAUGGUCGCGCCAGUCACCGGCAGAGCUCACGGCCCGAUCGCACGUUACAAUUGGUACCAAGCUGGGUCUCAUUGACUUCGCCAGCUCGGCAACAACAACCGGAUGGGGGUGGUACUUUCUUAUAAACGAGGGAGCAAUGCUGGAGCAGGCGCUAGUCCAGUACGCACUGGGUGUCGCACGACGUCGUGGAUGGCGAACUGUCGCGCCGCCAUCAAUAGUCUACUCCUACAUCGCCGAGGCGUGUGGAUUCCAACCGCGCGAUCAAAAUAAUGAGCAACAAAUAUGGUCCAUUGAACAAACUGAACGGGAUCGGGAUACCAAGCCCCAGCGCUCUUUAACCGGCACCGCAGAGAUCCCACUUGCGGCCAUGCAUGCUGGUCGCGAUAUCGACGCCGCCGAUCUACCUCUGAAGCUGGUAGGCGCUAGUCGCUGCUACCGCGCUGAAGCAGGCUCACGUGGCGUCGAUACCAAGGGUCUAUAUCGAGUCCACGAGUUCACCAAGGUGGAAAUGUUCGGCUGGGCAGAUAAUGUUCCCACAGACUCUUCCGGUUCCGCCAAGGCAACCUCCGACGACAUUUUCUCAGAACUACUCGACAUUCAAACCGAAAUCCUGACAUCUUUGCACCUUCCCUGCCGCAUUUUGGAGAUGCCAAGCACUGAUCUUGGAGCGAGCGCCAGUCGCAAGCGUGAUAUCGAGGCACUUUUCCCCUCGCGAUUCCGCCCAACUACCACCCCUACUGGGCCUGACCCGGCCCUGGAAUGGUUGGAGUCAGCUUGGGGUGAAGUGACAUCCGCUUCUAUCUGUACAGACUACCAGAGUCGACGAUUAGCGACUCGUGUCCGUGGCGGUGCGGCCAAGGACUCCCGCUUCCCGCACACCGUGAACGGUACAGCAAUGGCUGUUCCACGCGUGCUGGCUGCUAUCUUGGAGAAUAAUUGGGAUGCAGAGAUGGGUGUUGUUGUCAUUCCCGAGGUCUUACGCCCUUGGAUGGAUGGCAUGGAGACGAUUGGUCGACGAGAUUAG